Molecule: messenger RNA, 3561 nt
Organism: Phycodurus eques (leafy seadragon)
Lineage: Eukaryota; Metazoa; Chordata; Actinopteri; Syngnathiformes; Syngnathidae
Gene: erap2
Product: endoplasmic reticulum aminopeptidase 2
Exons: 21
Coding region: 230-3070 (946 amino acids)
Biological process (GO): proteolysis; peptide catabolic process
Cellular component (GO): cytoplasm
Molecular function (GO): zinc ion binding; metalloaminopeptidase activity; peptide binding
Source: RefSeq, a predicted model, not a curated record
AAGUGAAAGUCUCCAGUGGUGUCACAAGGUUGGAGUGAUGAAGCUAAAAUGAUCAAGGUUUAAGAUGCAAAGAGAAGGAAGAACGUGGCAACGCCUGUAGAGUUUGGCAGGGGACGCGUCUCCUUUACAGGCUUUCAAAAAGACGGAUUUGACAGGUUGCUUUCAUCAGCAGUUGUUAGCCUGCUGCACAGCUUUGACUUUUUCUUCAGACGAGGACAUUUCAUCCAAAAUGGUCUUGGUGAGGCUGUUCGUGCUGUCUAUUAUCCAUUCAUAUGUGGUUGGAGUGCAGCCCGCCCAAAUUUCACAGCAGGCAUCAAGCGCUUCUCAGCCUCCCGGAGAACAAACUCCUUUAGAGACGGGCAAUCUGUCCUUCCCUUGGAGUCGCCUUCGCCUGCCAAGGUAUGUGAUUCCUCUUCACUACCGCAUCGUGGUGCACCCCAACCUCACUAGUCUGCGUUUAACCGGCUCCGUCACGAUCCAAAUUGACGUCCAGAACAACACAAAUUGGGUUGUGUUACACAGCAAGGGCCUGCAGAUCUCCAAGGCAACCAUAUUGGACAAGAACCUCGCUCAUCUGUCUGACCAGGUUCUACCUUGUCUCCAUAACCCUGCCCAUGAGCAGAUCGGCAUCUUUUCUCCCAGGGUGCUCAGCAGUGGACAGAAGUACUUCCUGUAUAUUGAGUUUGGGGUGGAGAUGGCAGAGGGCUUCGAAGGUUUCUAUAAAAGCACUUACGCAACCAGUUCAGGAGAGAUCAGAACCUUAGCUUCCACUCACUUUGAGCCUACGAGUGCACGGAUGGCAUUCCCUUGUUUUGACGAGCCAAGCUUUAAAGCCAACUUCUCAGUGCGGGUCAGACGGAGCUCUGAGUACAUUUCGUUGUCCAACAUGCCGAUAGUCAAGUCAGUUGAAGUGGAUGAUGGCUUGCUGGAGGAUCAGUAUGCUGCAAGUGUAAAGAUGAGCACGUACCUUGUUGCUUUUGUCGUUUGUGAUUUCAAAUCGGUCACUGCAACGACAUCAUCUGGGGUGCAGGUGUCCGUCUACGCUGAUCCUCAGAAAUGGUCUCAGACCCACUAUGCCCUUGAAGUUGCUGUCAAAAUGCUGAACUUCUAUGAGGAAUAUUUCAACAUUAAUUAUCCCCUACCCAAAUAUGAUUUGAUCGCCAUCCCAGACUUUGAGAUGGGUGCAAUGGAAAACUGGGGCCUGACCACUUACAGAGAGAGCAACCUGCUCUUCGACCAUCACUUAUCAUCCGUAUCUGAUAAACUGAGGGUUACCAUGGUGAUUGGGCAUGAACUUGCCCAUCAGUGGUUUGGUAACUUGGUAACGAUGACGUGGUGGAAUGAUACCUGGCUGAAUGAAGGCUUUGCCAGAUACAUGGAGUACAUUUCAGUUGAGGCGACCUACCCUGAGCUCAAAGUGGAAGAAUAUCUGUUGCACACAUGUUUUGCAGCAGUAGGUCACGAUUCUUUGAAUUCUUCUCGGCCAAUAUCCAGCCCAGCGGAGAACCCCACUCACAUCCGUGAGAUGUUUGACACCGUUUCCUAUGACAAAGGAGCAUGCAUCCUGCACAUGCUGCGCCACUUCCUGUCAGAAGACCUGUUCCAGAGUGGAAUCGUUCGAUACCUUCGCAAACAUAGCUACCAAAAUGUACAAAACCAAGAUCUGUGGGACAGUUUGGCCAAUACUUGUUCAGAGGAGGAUUUCAUUUCAGGGCAGUAUUGUUACACCAGAGAACAGGCCCAUAAAAAUUCAUACCUCUUGACUGGGGAACACUUGGACUUGACAGCCGUAAUGAACACUUGGACUCUGCAGACAGGUGUUCCUCUGGUAAUUGUAAAAAGGGCGGGGUCACGUCUGAUGCUCAAACAGGUCCGUUUCCUGAGGACAGAACUUCCCUCUGACCCCCUCUGGUCCACAUUGCAACGAGGUUACUUAUGGCAUAUCCCUCUCACGUACAAGACGGAUACUUCCAGCGCCAUCCAGAGACACCUGAUGACAACUCAUGCAGACAGUGUCCACAUAGGAGAGGAUGUCAAGUGGGUGAAGUUCAAUGUGGACAUGACCGGCUACUAUGUGGUUCAUUAUGAGGACGGCGGAUGGGAGGAGAUAACAAAGCUGCUGAGAGAAAACCACACUGCCCUGAGCUACAAAGACAGGACCCAUUUAAUACACAAUGCAUUUCAACUGGUCACGGCGGGUUACCUUCCGCUCAACAAAGCGUUCGAUUUGAUUGGUUAUCUGCAUCUGGAGACACAUACUGUACCUCUGCUCGAAGGAUUGGGCUACCUGGAAUUCCUUUACCAUAUGAUUGAGAAACGGAGUGAUGUGGAUCUGGUGGAAAGCUUCAGGAGCUACAUCCUACAGUUUUUCCGCGGUGUCAUCGACCAGCAGACGUGGAGCGACGAGGGCUCUGUGUCGACUCGGCGACUGAGGUCAGAGGUUCUCUCUUUGGCGUGCCAUCUGAAUGACACUUCCUCUGUGGAUGAGGCACGCUGGCGUUUCAAAGACUGGCUUCAGUCAAACGGAGCGCUCAAACUUCCCACUGAUGUGGCCGAGACUGUGUAUGCAGUUGGUGCCCGGGAUGAUCGUGGAUGGGCCUCACUCUUGCAGCUGUACAAGAACUCGAGCUCAGCAGCACAGAAAGACAAAAUUUUGGUUGCUUUGACCAACAGCAGAGACACAAAUAAAUUAUACAGACUGUUGGACCUAGGUCUGGAAGGUCAGGUGAUACGACCCCAGGACCUGUCCACGCUCAUCUUCGGGGUGGCCAACAACCCUCGAGGACACCGCAUCGCAUGGAAUUUUGUCAAGAAAAACUGGGGCACGCUGGUUCAAAAAUUUCAGUUGAGCUCACCGACUAUUCGAUACAUCCUCAUUGGCACUACAAGUCAUUUUUCAUAUCCAGAGGAAUACUCUGAGGUGAAGUCGUUCUUUGAGUCAAUCGGAGAACAUGCAUCUCAGGUCAAAAGUCCUCAACUUGCACUGGACAACUUGCAGAAAAAUGUUCGCUGGAUGCAGAGAAACUUGGAGACGUUAAAAAACUGUCUGACUGAGAAAAAGAACUUGUGACAAAAGAACGACUCGUGAUAGUAGUCAUUUUUAAAUUACAUUUCUUUAUAUGAGAAUGGCAGUUUGUGGUGUGUCUAAAAAUGUGUGUGCUUUUCUGAAGGAAACAUGAAUUUAUUAUUGUUAUUUUUUUUAGUCAACUUUUAUUUAACCAGGUUGGUCUCAUUGAGAUUAAAAACCUAUUUUUCAAGGGAGACCCGGCCAAGACAGGCAGCAGCAAAAAUACAAAGAAGUUACGGACAUACAAGGAAAGACCAAAUACAAUUUAAACCAACAUUUUGGAUUUAACGAUCUAUGAGUCAUACCUACGAAUCAAUUGUUCAAGCAGCUGAGCUAAAACAUUCUGUAGAAAUGGCUUCCAUUUCUUUCAUUAUAGAUUUGGUGAGUGUGUGAGUGGGUUAAUGCAACAAACAAUGCAAUAACCAUUGCCAAAUUAUGUUGCACAAAUAACAUUCGUCCAUUAAAAAAAAAAGACAAUAAAACAAUUAAUUUUA